This is a messenger RNA of Cyclocybe aegerita, 1401 nucleotides long. The record is from the annotation of a GenBank genome assembly. Lineage: Eukaryota; Fungi; Basidiomycota; Agaricomycetes; Agaricales; Hemipholiotaceae.
AUGGAUCAGCCUGGUCCCGAACAACAACUGCACACGACAGUCAUGGAAGAAGAGAGCACGAAAAUAGGCCCAAUUUCCGAAACCGCUGGACAAGAUGCUUUGCCGGCAGAAUCGUCCGACCUUGCCAACAAGGCAGUCGCACUUGUGCCCCAGAUUUCCGCUGAAGUGCCAGUGCCAGAGCCAACUACUGUCCCGGGGACCACAGAGAAAGCAUUACCACCCGUGAAACAACCGAACGAGGGCUGGAACGAUUGGAUCCCAGCAGCCCCUCCGACUGCGAAAGUCAGUGAAGAGCCGCCUCGAACUGCAGGCCUUCCGGACAACCUUCCAGAUGAAGAGUUCUGGCGGAAGGCAUUGGAGGCAGCACAGGCAUUGGAGCGGGAUAAUGCGGAGCAGGCCAAGGUGCUAGAUUACCUGUCACGGAGCGUGCGAGAUCAGGCUCAGGUUGCCCCUCCUCUGACAACAGCCCCGAGGGGGUCUGCCGAUAGCCGGAGUGCUGGGCUUCGUUCGGAGACGAAUCUCGAUCUUCGAGAGCAGCUCAUCGAUCGGAGGGAACGGGAGUUCGAGAGGCGUGAUCGAGAGCUUGACCGACGAGAACGAGAGUUAGAACGCAGAGAGCGAGACCUUGAGAGGAGGCAGCGGGAGUUCGAGCAGGAACGGUCACGGGCAGCCACUUCUAUUUCUUCUGUCGCCAGAGGCUCUUCAUCUGCUGGUGUUCCGCUCCUGGGACAGGCGGUCGAAAGGCUCAGAAAGCAGGUCGAGCGCGACUUAUUAGCGGAGAGGAAGAAAGCGGAGGCACGAGAGGCAGAGUUGGAGAGGAGAAUAAUGAAGAGGGUUAACGAUGCGUUGGAGAAGGAGCGCCAGGUGAUGCAGAUGUCGGAUAAUGAGGUCCACGAGAUGGUCAACGAUACUGUUGGGUACCUUCUCCAAAAGGACGAAGAUAUCGCGGAUCGAGUCCGUUUCCAGAGCCUUCUGCACCUUACCCAGGAGAAGCUUGCCUCGGAAGCUGAACUUGCUCUUGCACCCGGUUCCGAAUCCCUAGCCGUUUCCUGGAGGCUGGCUCUCGGACCCUCAAUCGUCACCGAGGAUCGAUAUGACAAGGCGCUCAAUUUAUUCAACGGGCGCUUCUUGGAUCCAGCGACCACGAAACUUGUCACAAAUAAGCCUGCGAUGGAAUACAUCGUGGAGUAUACUUCUCACCUAAGGAAAGAAGGGGCAGAGAUGGGAGAGCACAGUUUUGUUCCGGGUAGGAUAUCGAGGGAGGCGUACCUGGAGUCUGUGGAACGUCAAGCGAAUCAGCAUGGGAUGAAUAGGGAUGCACUUGUUGCUCUGGUGGACUUCGUCUGUUUACCGCCACCGCCACCUCCAGUAAAUGCAGAGGCGCUGCCAAAAAGCGAGUAG